AUGAGGAGUCGCUCAUUUCUAGGGUCUCCAAACCGGCACAAGUAUGUCUUGGUGGUGGCAAUAUUCUGCCUGGUCAUUCUUUUCAACACCCUGCCCUCCAAAUCCACACUCGAUCCCCGGAAUGUGCGCUCUUAUGGGGAAGACCGACCACAGUUCCUCCGUCAGUCUGCUUUUCGGGCAGACCCAGAUUAUGAAUAUGAGAGCAAGCUCUCAAGUGAACUGCGCACUAUUGAAAUAGAACAGCAACUACGCAGCGACAAAGAUGCUACAGACACGCUGUGGCAGAUCAUGCUACCCGGUGUCGAUGAGCGAAGCGAUGACUCGAUCCAGUUCGAAGAGAAGAACUCAGACUGGAAGUACAAGCUAGUACAAACCGACUGGGCUGAUCAAUUCAUCACGGAGACUCUCGCAUCUAUCCCAGAUAUCGCUCGCUUGUAUAAAUCAUACCCGCAUUCUGUUCAUCGCGGCGAUCUCCUCCGAUACUUGAUUCUAUGGUACUACGGUGGCUACUAUGCCGACCUCGACGUAUAUCCCAAACGAAGCAUCAAAUUCUGCCCCUCAGUGCGCGAUGCAAUCUUCCAAAACCACACAGUCAACCCCAAUGUCUCAUUAGUCGUCGGGAUUGAGAUCGACGAGCCCUUCGCUUCGGCGGAGAAGAUGCGCGACUGGCACUGGGCCAGGCGGUAUGGUUUCAUCCAGUAUACAAUGUAUGCGCCGCAGCGAUUCAGCCCGCUGCUCAGGGAGAUUAUUGUCCGCGUGCUAUCCCACACGAAGCGGCGUGUCGAGGAACAACAUAUAUGGAGUGGUGGAUACAACGAGAUGGACACGCUGGAAAUCACCGGUCCGGGUGUGUUCACGGAUGCCAUUCUCGAUGUCUUGUCGGAUACAUUGCCAUCUACUCACCCGUUAGUCCGGCAGUCUAUGGAUGCGGACAGUGGCACUCUGGAUUCUUCAGGACUCCCUGUACAGCACGUAACAUGGGCGCCAUUUCACGCAAUUCAAGAGCCAGUCUGUGUCGAAGGGACCGAGGCCAAGCCUGGGAAGCUGCUGGGAGGGUUAUGUGUCUUGCCCGUCAAUGCUUGGGGUAAUGGGCAGCGGCACUCGGGAUCCAAGGACUUCAGCAAUGAAGAUGCCUGUAUCAACCAUCGGUUUGGGGGAACCUGGAAACCAUGGAAACAGAGCUGGCAAAAAUAUCUCUUUGGAUGA
This is a messenger RNA of Penicillium bovifimosum, 1206 nucleotides long. RefSeq lists its product as uncharacterized. The transcript has 2 exons. Gene Ontology annotation, cellular component: mannan polymerase complex. Gene Ontology annotation, molecular function: alpha-1,6-mannosyltransferase activity. The coding region runs from base 1 to 1206 and encodes 401 amino acids. Lineage: Eukaryota; Fungi; Ascomycota; Eurotiomycetes; Eurotiales; Aspergillaceae. The record is from RefSeq and is a predicted model, not a curated record. Gene Ontology annotation, biological process: protein N-linked glycosylation.